GUUGUUCAGAGCGCAGGUCUGGAAUAGGAAAAGGAGGGCCGUAUGCUGUAUAGUAUGGAUUGAUGGGCAAGUAGUCAAGAGAGAAAUGUUUUUCUGGUCAUUUUCUUGAUAGCAGUAUCCUAUUUUUACGCCAAUAUGAAUUCUCCACCAGAAGAAGAAGUUUCUAUUUGGAAUACUGUUCAAGAACUUGUUUCUUUAGAAAAGGAUAUCUAUCGAGUAAAAGUGAACCAAAGGGAUGCAAGGAAUAGUGAUAAAGAAGACUGGAGAAUGGAAUAUAGAGAACACUUGCGAUCGAAAGCAGCCAAGAGACAACAACUGUUGGAAUCACUGGAAAAGGGAUUGAAAAGCUGUGGUUUGGAUACUUUGCGACAGACAAGAGCAGGAACAACGGAUCGUUGCUUAUCUGGAAAAGAUAAUUUGAAAAGGAAUGACAAUACGUGGAAUCAACAAAUAGAGAAAACUCAAGAAGGUGAACCAAAGCAAGUGUUCGAGUCAUCGUUAAGAGAAAGAGACUCGGUGGCUUGCAAGUUGGAUUUUGAAACAGCUCAGGGUAGAGACAAGUUUCAAAAACCUUCCAAAUAUUCUACAGUGGAAGACAAUCACGUUAUGAGUGAGCAAGAGUUGCAAAGAGAGUAUAUUCAACUCAAGAGACAAUGUCAUACCCUUUUGGCUGAGAAUGAAACAUUGGAGCAAAACUGUCAUAGCUUGGAAAAUUUGAUAAAAACUCAAAGGAAACAUAUGGAAUAUUAUGAAGAAGAGUUGGAACAAAUGUCCAAAAAACUUUAUCCUUCUCCACUAGAAGAGAAAACCAACAUUCAAAGAGAGUCAAGAGAUGGCCAUGAGAAAGGGAUUGUAGAAAAUGCUUCGCGACAGUUUCAAGAAAUUUCAGAGUCGAUCCAACAACAAAUGCAACUGAAAUAUCGUCUACAAGAACAGAUUGACUCUUUAGAAGAGCACAAGGAAGAGUUGGAAAGGACAGUAAAUCAUUUACAGACUACAAAGGAAGAGUUGCAAGACAAUAUACGGAAAUUGGAAAGCCAUGUCCAAAAUUUGGAACAGAAAAAACAAAUUUCUUUGGAUACUCUUCAUUCCAUGUUUCAACAAAUACAAACUGAAGUUUCUAGAAGUAUACGAGGAAAACAUUAUGUCACUCAGUUAGCAACCGAUGUGGUUCAUACGAUAUCAUCCUAUGAUGGAGAUAAUGGUAUGGUUCAUCAACCAGAGGCAACUAUGAAUACGAAUGCUAUUACUAUCAAAGCAAUUUCCAAGUUACAAGAGAAAAUGUAUAGUUUACAAGAUGCUUUGUCGCAUUCACAAGAAGAAGCAAACCGCUACAAGAAAGCUUUGUAUGCUUUAAGAGAAGAACAUGAAAUGACUAUUCAAAGAUAUGGCAAAGAGUUUCAGAUACUCGUUCAAGAAUUACAUCGAGUAAGAGUAGGACAACGCAAACGGAACAAAGAUCAUGGAAAUAGAUCUUUUCUAUCUCAAUUACGUUAGAAUUCGUAUUUGAAUCUAUUCCUAAAAGAAAGAGUUGAAAUUCUAUCCGUUUUUACUGAAAAUAUUCGAUUUGGUUGCUUUUCCAUGGAAUGAAAUUACCAUUUCGUCUCGUGUUGUGGGACAUUUGAGAAUUGCAGCGGUACCCAAAACCCCUCUUGUCUUGGUCAGCUUUUGGUUGUACCUGAAGACUUGUAUUGUGUCCUUUUAUAUUAUUAAAGAAUCUACGGUUUUCCAACCUUUAGAUAACUACAAAACACCACAUAAAGGGUACUCAGAUUGCAAAGGGUCUUUUGGUUUUUGUCUUUCGAUGUGGUUGGUUGAGGUUCUGGCCUUUAGUCUUUAGUACUUUGUUUGCCUUGUAUAACCAAUCGACAUAUUUAAGUUCGAAUAUAUAGAUAUAUAUAUAUAUUGAGAGUACCUAUUCAUAAUUACUC
Molecule: messenger RNA, 1931 nt
Organism: Galdieria sulphuraria
Lineage: Eukaryota; Rhodophyta; Bangiophyceae; Galdieriales; Galdieriaceae
Exons: 1
Coding region: 136-1497 (453 amino acids)
Source: RefSeq, a predicted model, not a curated record